Messenger RNA from Parathielavia appendiculata, 604 nucleotides. RefSeq lists its product as uncharacterized. The transcript has a single exon. Lineage: Eukaryota; Fungi; Ascomycota; Sordariomycetes; Sordariales; Chaetomiaceae. The record is from RefSeq and is a predicted model, not a curated record. Bases 127 to 468 code for a protein of 113 amino acids.
ACUUUGCUACCUUGUUUGUUCAAGAAGGGGUAGUACCUAGGUAUAUCUUAUCAAGCCAGCCUUGUAAGGUUCUAUAGAGGAACAUAUGCCGCACCCUGCUGGCAAAUCACUGUUGAAUGGAUAUGAAUGAGUUUGGCUUGCAGGUCGCCUUGUCUGGCUCAGGUGCAACACUCGCUUUAUCUGUCUGCGGUUUUUCUCCUUCCAAUUCGUCUCAUCUGUUCUUCAUCAGAUUCGCUCUGUUUCAUUUCGAGCGCUGCUUCUAGACUCCUCUUCUUGCUGGAUCCCGGGCCUCAACACGCGACAGCAGGCAUCGCGCAGUUAGUGCCACUCAGCGGUGGUUAUAGAGAUUGGGGAACCCGUCCAUUCUACAUAUCCCACUGGCUGGCGCUUGGUGGGCGACACCGGCUGGUGCGCUUUGGGAGCACGCACACUUUCACUUGGGAAGAUGAACCGAUAUGCGUGCCGUGAUUGCCACCGUGCCAAACUGAGAACCGCUCUGUCGCUGUCGGUUACCCGGCGAGACAUUUGUACAAUAUGUGCAGUAACAAUACUGGAUGAAUCUGGUCAUUCCAACCCGCACGCCUCGACUCCCGUGUCCUAUUGA